AUGGUCGCGAAGCAUGUUUCUGUACGACAGAAUCACCUUCUUGAUCGAAUCCAGCUGUCUAUCGUCAAGCAAAAGCACGUUGGAGCCGGUGUUCUUGAGGUCAAUGGCAAGACCCAAGUUGAUCGAUUGACGGUUUCCAACAGUGUCCAUUCUUUCGAGGUCAUAAGUGUCAAUAUCGUCCAACAAAGAGUUGUAGGUGUCGAUAUCGUUCAUAAUACCAAGCCGUGCGAGAAAAUACGGAACGUAAGGAAGAACGUUGAAAUGAAGAAGUAUUCUGGAGGAUGGUUCUCGUCUGUGAGCAGACACACCAGCGACUUGAACGAAGCUCCCAAGAUCUCGUUCUCCGAGCCUCUUAGAAUCUCGUCCUCGUGGUUGAAAGUGGAAGACGGACCGUCAAGCAGCUGGUCAAAAGUGCCGUCGUUCUGGAUGAACGGGGUGUCGUUGCCAGGAGCAACCUCGGCCAGUCUUGUGCUGUUUCAACUGUUUAGUGAUUUCUUUGUCGGAAACCAGUCCCUUGGAGCAGAUCUUGAUGAAGUUCUUUGGCGACACGUUCAUCUGCAUAAAGUCUGGGUACUGGCGAGUGUUUGGCAGCUCAAAGUCUUUGGUAGCCACCAAAAACGUCUUGAGAACUUUCUGCGACGUGCUCACCAGGUAAACCAGCUUACACCCGGUGUUGAUCACGGCUCCUCCCUCUCUGGAGUAGAAGUACGCGUCCCUGACUGGCCAUGCUCCGCGGGAGUUGCUGGUGGCUGUUCUCGAAAGAGCAGGCGAGUUCACCGUGCGCUUGUUGGCAGCUUCCACCAGCACCCUCACGCUGUAGUUGAACUUCUCCAACGUCAUGGACAGGUCCUUGUUGUUGGUCUCAAGAAGCUUGAGCUGGUCCGCAGUCGACAUAUUUGUGCGAGCAACAGCAGGCAGCUUGUAGCCUUGCGGGAUAGAAGUUUUGAUCAACAAACUGAUGAACUGCAGCUCCUUGACUUGGAGGUUGAUCUGGUUGACAAUGUUCUCCAACAACUGGCCUCCCUUGAUGUUGUUCUCCACCAGGUCCAGACGACCGGAGAUCAUGGCCAGUCGUCCAGAGAAUACGUGAACGCGAUAUCGUUUUCGUUGAAAGAGAGACAGAUCGAGGCGUCAUUCUUAGACUCCAGAGUGUUGGCGUCGAACGGAUACAAAGCAGUCACAAACAGCGCGGACGCGUCCUCGUCGUCAUUCUCCAAGAUCGACUCCGACUCGGUGCUGAGCUGGUGGAUCUGUCUUGCAGACUCGGAAGCUGUCACCUCCGAGUUAAUUGACGUGAGCGUCUUUUUCGGAUAG
Messenger RNA from Ogataea philodendri, 1314 nucleotides. RefSeq lists its product as uncharacterized. The transcript has 4 exons. The coding region runs from base 1 to 1314 and encodes 437 amino acids. Lineage: Eukaryota; Fungi; Ascomycota; Pichiomycetes; Pichiales; Pichiaceae. The record is from RefSeq and is a predicted model, not a curated record.